AUGGACCUGGACGAUGCCGGAAAGGCUCAGAGGAUGAAGCAGCCGUUUUGGGUGCUUUAUCGGAGCUCAAAGGCAGUGCAGUGCCCACUCAAUGCCCCCAUUUGUGCCCCUGCCCUGCAGAAGUUGGCGAGUCAGUAUUUAAAGAGGGACUGGCCUGGGAUCAAACCAGAUGACCAGAGGACAGACUACAGGAAUGUGUAUGGAGUGUGGCGGGCUUAUCUUGAAGGCACCGUGCAGGUGACCCAGUCUCGACUCAACGUCUGCGAGAACUACAAGAACGAGAUUUCAGACCCCGCCAAAACCUUACGCCUCUACAAAGAACAGCAGCUGAAAAAGUGCAUUGAGCAGUUGGGUCGGAUCCAGGCAGAGCUCCAGGAUUCAGCGAAGGAUCUGGCCAAGUCCAAAAAGAAAUACUUUGAGCUGGAGCAGAUGGCCCAGGCUGUGCGGGAAAAGGCCGACAUUGAGUCCAAGUCGAAGCUGGGUCUGUUCCAGUCCAGGAUAAGUUUACAGAAGGCCAGUGUGAAGUUGAAAGCGAAGAGGAGCGAUUGUAACUCCAAAGCGACCCAUGCGAGGAACGAAUAUCUUCUCACAUUGGCGGCCGCUAAUGCACAUCACGACCGCUAUUACCAGACCGACCUGGCCAACUGCAUCAAGGGUCUGGAGGGGAACGUAUACGACCAUGUGAAGGAUUAUCUGAUAUCCUUUUGUCGGACCGAGCUGGAAGCGUUUCAAGCUGUUCACAGCACCUUCCAGUUCCUGCUGGAGAAGUCCAGUCGAGUGAUGCAGGACUUCAACCAGCAGCUGUUCCUGCAGGAGAACCCAGUGUUUCACAAAGCACAAGACUUCCAGUUCCAGCCCAGCGACAGCGAUAUGACUCUGAGCUCUGUGCAGCAGUUGGUGGACAUUGAGCCAUCGACGGUCAGUGUGAUGAGAAUGACUCUGGCACAGAGUCGACAGCUGGAAUCGGAGACGGGAACCACCGAAGAACACAGUCUCAACAAAGAGGCGAGGAAAUGGGCAACACGUGUGGCCCGCGAACACAAAAACAUCAUCCAUUACAAACGGGCUCUAGAGGAAUGCGAGACGCUCGGGACUCUGCCCACGGAACAGAGCCGGAAUGAGCUGGAAUUCCGAAUAGAGGAGGCUAAGGAGAGCAUCCGCAAAGCAGAGACGAUAAAGCUGAAAGCAGAAGUGCGUCUGGACCUCCUGCGGCAGGUGGGUGUUUCUGUGGACACAUGGUUGAAGAGCGCCAUGAACCAGGUGAUGGAAGAGCUGGAGAACGAGCGCUGGGCGUCGCUGCCCACCCUCACCUCCCACGACCUCUCUCUCUCAGUGAGCACCCUCUUUAUUAAAAAUCAAAGUCCAUGUCAAAGAUACAUGCAGAUUUUCUCACCUGCACUUUCACACCAUUGUAUUCAGACCAGUCUAAACAAACAGUUCGGCACAUAUGCCACGGCAGAGAGAAAUAUAGUUGAUCACUGCAGCCAAACGCCACCUACAUUCCUCUACACAUCUGAGACCAAUCCCUUUGAGAUGCUAGAAGAUGUGACAUCUCAGGCCUCUCAGCCCGAUGAACUAACCAUUGAUGAGCAUGAGAUGUUGGAGGUUAUAGAAGAUGGAGACAUGGAGGACUGGGUGAAGGCGCGGAAUAAGUCCGGUCAGGUGGGCUACGUCCCAGAGAAGUACCUGCAGUUCCCCACGUCCAACAGCGUACUGAGCAUGCUCCAGUCCCUUGCUGCUCUGGACGCACGCUCACACUCCUCCAGCAACUCCACUGAGCCUGAGCUGGCAUCAGGCAGCUUCAACGGAGACAGCAGCAUGAGUUUUGUCAAGGCCAUGUAUGACUACGAGGGUCAGACGGAUGACGAGCUGUCAUUCCCUGAGGGAGCCAUCAUCCGCAUCCUCAACAAGGACAACCAGGAGGACGACGGCUUCUGGGAGGGCGAGUUUAACGGUCGAGUGGGCGUCUUUCCGUCCGUGCUGGUGGAGGACCUGACCGCCUCAGAGAACGGAGACUCUCACUGGGGAACAGACACACAGGUGUCCCCGUGCCAAAGGCUUCAUUCAUCACUUCCUCCUCUGCCGCUGUACGACCAGCCGCCCUGCAGUCCGUACACGAGCCCCGAGACCAGCAGCGCUCCCUCGCUGCCCCGCUCACCAUCUGUCAACGGAGAACACAAACUGCCCAUCCCGCAGAAAGCCGCCGGUCAUAAUCACAAUUCCAGCUUAAGUCCAGAGAGCCCAGGCUUCUCGCAGCCGCUGAGACUCACUCCGGACGGAUCCGGCUCUGGAAAACUCAGACCUGUUCGGGCGGCACCUCCUCCUCCAAAGCAGCACGCGCGCAGACAGGUGGAGAAAACCGAAGAGGUGGAGAUCACGCUGGUGUAGAGCUCCGCCCUAGUGGACUGAGAACAAACCCCAUCUGACCUCUAACCCCUCCCACUCCUCACGGAUGCCCUAUGAGCAUCCUUAGAUCCCCGAGGGGGCGGAGAACAGCAUCUCAAAGGCAUCCCUUUUUCAUAAAAUACAAACACCUCUUUUGGCGUCACAGACUGUUUGGUGCCUUAAACCGCUUUCAUGCCAAACUCUAAUCCUUGUAUUCGUAAUGACUUUAUCGUGCAACGGGAACUUGUUUAAAACUUUGUUAAUUCACUCAAUGGCAGUUCAGUUUUGCAAAAUCAUGGUUGAUGUGUAAGCGUGCAUCUAAAAACACAGAAAAGAAUCGAAUACAAGGGUUUAGCAAGAGUUUCAAAAGAGGCUACACUUGCACAUCCGUCUCUUCAGUGGCUUUUGAAGAGCCAAACAUGCAAUACUAGGAAUUCUGGGAUGUGAAAAAGGGGUCAGCCACGAAUAGUCCUACCAUUUACGUAUUUCAUAUGUAAUAGCACAGUACAUUACUGUCGUCAUAGGAAUGUUAUAUUCACGUUAAACAUUACAGAUCAUAAUGGAGAAAGGGAACUGUACAUAAAAGGCUAGAAGGAAAAAGAGCGGUAGAGGAAAAAGAGGAGAACGAGGGUUAAAAAGAGAGGAAGGCUGGUUACUUCGCUCUUUUUUUUUUUUCAUCGGUUUAGCUUCUUUCUGUCUUGUGUUGGUCCGGAAAAAUAAAAGUACUAACUACAUAGCUAUAUCCUUUUCCUCAACUUUUCAUUAAGAAGACCAGUGUUUGUAUGCAUUACUAAUAUUUAGUCCUCAGAAAGGCGUGCGAGAGCGAUCUAAAGAUGUGUCUCUGAGCCGGGGACGGAGAAUAUUCUGCGUCUGUAAUCAUGGAAAUAUACUGAUCAAUAUACAAGUAUCAGUUAAAGUGCUUUUCCAGCCUAACGCAUUUCUCAUUGUCAUGUGUCGGCACUGCGGAGGACUGAACGGAUGUGUUGUGUUUCUUUUAUGGCAGUGUUUAGGAUGAAUGUGAUGGGAGAGAUUCCCUCCAACAAGCACAGAAAAGGUGGAUCAUCAUGGGGAUUUUUCAUUUUAAUUAUUGCCAAUGAACGCAAACCUAUUAUAGUGUUCUAAGUGCAUUUCCUCCCUACAAGGGGCAGCUAUGUUUUUUUUUGUUUUUUUUUGUUUUU
Sinocyclocheilus rhinocerous is the source of this 3563-nucleotide messenger RNA. Its product is annotated as F-BAR and double SH3 domains protein 2-like. Lineage: Eukaryota; Metazoa; Chordata; Actinopteri; Cypriniformes; Cyprinidae. The transcript is spliced from 19 exons. Gene Ontology annotation, biological process: neuromuscular synaptic transmission; regulation of actin filament polymerization. Gene Ontology annotation, cellular component: recycling endosome; neuromuscular junction. Bases 1 to 2388 code for a protein of 795 amino acids. The record is from RefSeq and is a predicted model, not a curated record. Gene Ontology annotation, molecular function: protein binding.